This is a messenger RNA of Kogia breviceps (pygmy sperm whale), 870 nucleotides long. RefSeq names its product sperm microtubule inner protein 2 (gene SPMIP2). NCBI's taxonomy places the organism in Eukaryota, Metazoa, Chordata, Mammalia, Artiodactyla, Physeteridae. The record is from RefSeq and is a predicted model, not a curated record.
UGUUGGAAGACAGUGUGGACUGAUGCUGCCAGGUCUCUGGGCAGGUAAGGCUGCUCCAGAUCUAGUGCCUGCACAGGUCUGUUCUGGACUUGAUGUUGACAGGUAAGCUGGUGUGAGGAAGCUGAGAAAGAAAAUGCAGUAGCACAGCUACAACCAUGGCGUGUGUACCCUUUCGAGAGCCACGGUCGGCCACGGUGGGGAGGCGCAUGGUUUUUACAGGCCCAGAUUAUGUAAAGGAUCAUCUCCCUAAAGUUGCUCAGCAUACUUCCUGUAUAGGAGAAAAGCAUCCUGCAUUAGAGAAAACUGGAGAUCUCAGAUAUUUACAGAGGCCUGCCUCAAAGAGAAGCUUGCCAGCCAAAUAUAAAUAUGAGUAUGUUGGUGAAAUUGGUUGGGGAAUACCAGUGUAUGAUUUUAUCAACAAAACAAGGCUUCAGACUGGCUUUCACAUUAAGUAUGAAGAGUUCAGUCAAGCUGCUGUUGAGAAACUCAGCCACAGAUACCAGAACCCAUGGCAACCAAAUCCUUCUAUUAUGGAUGCAGAAGACAGCUUCAGUCGUGGUUUUCUUGCCUGGCAUAUGGGUGAUUAUGAGGACACCGAUCAAAGAAACUCCAGAAGGGCCACCCUCCUUCGGCAGAGCAAGGCAGCCCUGCCAAGAGUUUCCAGACCACCGAAGCUACCAAAGCUACCAAAAGAGCAGGAGAAAAGCGGACUUUGGCCUCUAAAUCAGCAUGAUGCAAGUUGCUACUAGAAGGAAAAACUGCCUACAAAUGUAGAACAAGAGUCAGGUUAUAAUGUGCCACAGGUGGUGCCUUCUGUGUUACCCCUGAGAACACGGGUCCUACAGUUUAAAGCCCAAAUAAAGGUUUCAG